Molecule: messenger RNA, 498 nt
Organism: Hyaloperonospora brassicae
Lineage: Eukaryota; Oomycota; Peronosporomycetes; Peronosporales; Peronosporaceae
Source: the annotation of a GenBank genome assembly
AUGAAAUCGCGUAUGAUUCCGUUCAUCUUUCGAAGGCGAACGAGGCGCGCAGAGAAGCAGCAAUUGAAGUCUUGGCCAAGACGAGUCGAUUGCGUCGUCAGUCCGAUGCCAACGCCCGCAAGUCGGUCAGCCAGCACAACGUGUAUUGCCAUUCCCAGAGGCGUAGCGGUAUCAAGCGUGUCAGCGUCAGGACAGAGACAAACGGAUCGUCGUUUGGCGAGACAGGGAGCUGCUGGUGGAAGUUCGAGUGGAGCUCGAUGGCGGCAGCGACAGACGUAUUGUGCCAACUGCGAGCGCCUUUUCUUCACGUCGCUAUCUUCGCUCAGCAGCGCAGCAGGUGCAUUCUGCUCGCUGGACUGCAAGACCAAUCUCGAGUACAUGCACCAGCUCCAGCACGUGACGUGCACAGAGACAUGGGAGAGCAGCUGCACGAUCAGCAGUGGAUCGGGAGACGUCGAUGCAAUCGAAAGCGGCGAAGACGGUGACGGUCGUCACUGA